AUGACGCAGGAGAUCUCACUCAUCGAAUACCCUCUCUGUAUCCCCUCCCCCCAAUCCGUUCCCUCCUCCAACCCCUUCCUUCCACCCCACUCAGUUCAUGCGCUUUCUCUGCCGCACCGCACAGAGGGCAUGGAGGCGGGCAGAAAGGCCUCAUGCGCUUUCUCCGCCGCACAGAGGGCAUGGAGGCGGGCAGAAAGGCGCUCCUUCGCUGCAGCACUGACGGCACAGGGCAUGGAGGCGGGCAGAAAGGCGUGCGAGUGCUCACUGCAUGUUCACCCCCCCCUUAACUGCCCCCAGCUAAUGCGCUUCCUGCGCCGCACAGAGGGCAUGGAGGCGGCCAGAAAGGCGUUCCUGGCAGCGAGGAAGGCGCGGGAGUGCUCUUUCCACGUGUAUGUGGCUUCAGCUUACAUGGAGCUGUGCCACAACAAGGAGAGCAAGAACAUGGAGAGCAAGGUGGCGCGGAACGUGUUCCAGCUGGGGAUGAAGAAGUUUGGGUCUGAGCCUGGCUUCGUGCGCGAGUUCGCGCGCUUCUUGAGCCGUCUCAACGACGGGCAGGCCAUGAGGGAACUGCUGCAAGGCGCCCUGGCGUCCCCGUCCCUCGCACCACAUUCCACAAUCAUGGUCAGUGCUCAAAAUAAGCUAUGGGAGGAGCUCAUAGAGUGCGAGCAGCUCUUUGGGGACCUCAACUCCCUUAUCAAGGUGCCCUGCGUCUGUCUUCUGAGGCGCCUCGAAUUCCUGCCAACGGCCUCUCAUUCCGUGCUGAAUUCCCUCAUCCCCGCGUCUCUUUCCCUCAUCCCCGCGUCUCUUUCCCUCAUCCCCGCGUCUCUUUCCCUCAUCCCCACGUCUCUUUCCCUCAUCCCCGCAUCUCUUUCCCUCAUCCCCGCGUCUCUUUCCCUCAUCCCCACGUCUCUUUCCCUCAUCCCCGCGUCUCUUUCCCUGUCUCUUCAGGCACAAGAAGGUCGGCGAAAAGCUCUAGCUUUGGUUGCAAGCCCUGGCGGUGAUGCCGAGCCUGAGUUGCAGGUUUGGCGGGAGCAGCGGGACCUGGUAGACCGGUUCAGCUACUGCGGCCUGUUGCCUUGUGAAGCGUCAGCUCUCCCUCCGAACCUAGAAGCAGGCUCGGCAGGUCCGAAGGCAAGCCAGGCUCGACAAAGGUCAGUGGAGGAUCAGGUUCGGGAAACAGGUCAAGGGGUAACAGAGAGAGGAGAAAGAGAAGCGAAGGAGCAAGAAGCAAGGAGCGGCACCAGUGCAGCAGGAAUAGGAGGAACAGCAGCAGGCACGGGAACUAGCACAGCAGCAGGGGCAGCGGUAACAGCACAAGUAGCAGCAGGGGUGAAGGCAGAGCCUCAAGAAUCGUCCUUACCUCCGCCUCUCCCUCCCACUGUGUCUCUCUCUCAAGGCAUAGGGCCUGCACCCCCUGCUGUCUCCUCCCUCUCUGCUGCUCUGGCCGCCGCUGCUGCUGUGCUCAUGCCUCGUGAAGGGGCAGCAGGGGCAGGAGGUGCAACAGCAACAGGGGCAGCAGCAGGAGGGGCAGCAGCAACAGGGGCAGCAGCAACAGGGGCAGCAACAGAGGGUGGGGAGGAGGCGAUUUCUAGACGGGUAAAGGAGGAAGCAGGGGAAGAGGAGGGGCCUGGCGCGGCUGUUGGUGCUGAUGGUGCCACUGUUGGUGCUGAUGGUGCCACUGUUGGUGCUGAUGGUGCCACUGUUGGUGCUGGUGAGACGAAAGAGGGUGGGGUGAAGGGUGGGGCGGAGAGGGGAGAACAACAGAGGGAGGGGGCAGCAGGGGAAGCGGGUCUGAAGACACAUCAGUUUGUGGCAAGUGCUGCUGUGGAGUGGAAACCUGGUGAGUGA
Messenger RNA from Closterium sp. NIES-65, 1848 nucleotides. NCBI's taxonomy places the organism in Eukaryota, Viridiplantae, Streptophyta, Zygnematophyceae, Desmidiales, Closteriaceae. The record is from the annotation of a GenBank genome assembly.